AUGAAUCGCAUGCCUCCUCCGGAAGGGCAUCAUGUGCAUGCGGGUCCGCAUCCAGCAUACGAGCCAUCAUGGCGCCCUUCAUACCCCCCAACCUUCGAUAAACAUCCCUCCGACUCCCGCCGCUCCUCCGCAAAUUCCCAGGCAUCCUUACCACCGCACCCGCCAGGGUACCCCGUGAUACCCAACCGUGAGCUGCCACAAUUAACCUCGGAAGGUCCGUACGGUCGUCCGAAUGGUCAUGGCCUGCCCCUGCACGCGCCCGUGCAUUCCCCGCAGGACCCGGUUCCCCCUCACCCAAACUUCCACCAGCCGAUGAAUGGCGUGCCGCACGAGGGCUCACCUGAUUAUCGCGCUCGUAUGGGAUACCAACCCCCGGAUCAGAUCAACAGCGCUGAACAUACACCCGUUUCCGGCGCUCUGCCUCCUGCUUCACAGUUCCUGCCUCCCGGCGCUUAUAUGGCUAGUGCUACGCCGCCUGCUGGGGGCGACCCGGCAUUUUACCAAAACCAGGCGUUUGGUACACGUCAGCGUAAGGCGAACAGAGCCACGCAGGCUUGCGAUCAAUGUCGAGCUAGGAAAGCAAAGUGCGAUGAGGGACGGCCUCUUUGCAGCCACUGCAAAGAGAACAGUCUUAUCUGUGUUUACAAGGAGGUACCACCACACAAACAAGAGAAGACUACACAACUGGUAUUGGAUCGGCUUGCCCAGAUAGAGAACCGCAUGGAUGAACGAGACCACCGCAUCGAGGAACGAGACAAUCGCAUGGAAGAACGAGACAAUCGCAUGGAGGAGCGGUUCGAAAAAUUGCAAAAGCAAAUACAAGAGCAAAUGCUCAGAAAGCUGGCCCAAGAAUCACCUCAGUUUGUCCAAGAACGGCUGACUCUCCCACCGCCACCACUGCCGGCCAUCAAGCAGGACCCACCUCUCAAAACAGAGAUGCCUCCGACCCAGGCGUCAACUCCAAACGUUCUGGAUCCCGGGAGUCAGGAUUUAGGCCCUUCGAAAUAUGGCCAACCGGUUGGAGCAAUGGACCCGAUGCUCGAGGACCAGAAGGAGGCCGAAGGAGAGCUCUCCAUCCCAGUGGAGCACACCACUGCGGCUCACAAGCUAUUGAUGUGGCCGUCUAUCAAAAGGCUACUCCACCCUGCAUUAUAUGAUGAGGAUUAUGUGAUGCGGUUGGAGGAAGAACGCGGUCUGAUCAGUAUAUACGGCCAAGGCGAGAUCUCAUUCACCGCCGACGACAGUGAGUUACCAAUGGGCUCUAAGGAUUCUCGAUCCAGCGGGGCACGACCUGAUGGGGAUGGCGCGGGGCCAGAUGCUGAUGUCGACAUCGACGAAUUUGGUCACAUGAAGCUGGAUGCCACGACUGCAAAACGCUACUAUGAUAGCUACAUCACACACAUGUUUAAGCUUCACCCAUUCCUUAUGGAGGUCGAACUCGGUAUCAAGGUUGAUAGCUUCAUUCGAUGCUAUUGUCCGCCUAGUAAAUCACCGACUUCAGCUUCCAAUCACACACGACUAGCUCGUGAUGGUCCGCCACCAGCCAAAAGAAGGCGGUCAAACGAAAACUUGGGUGUUCGCGGCGAACCCAUGGAGAAUAUCUCGAACCCGGUGCGCCCACGAGUCGGUAGAAAUAUCGAUAAUGUCUUGGUGAUGCUGUGCAUGGCCAUCGGAGCUAUCUGCGAAGCUGGUGCUCCUCUCCCUGGGCCUAUCAUGGACAAGGAUAUCGACUACCUCCGCCAGCCCAUUCCUGCUCCGCUGCCACCAUUUGUCUCCCCACCAACUGUAAAUGGGACAUAUGUCACCAAUGGGGUACUCUCCCCCGCAAACUCCGACUCGGCGGCCAUGCCGGUGGCACUUACACAUUCACUUUAUGGUAUGCCAAUGCAGGCGAAUAGCCAACCUUUCCCAACCGCUCCAGCGGAAAGACUACCGGGCCUGUCGAGAAGAGAUGUGACACACUCAAAGGAUACACAAGGCAACAAGAAGAACUACCAGGCCAUCCCUGGCUUGACUCUGUACGGAUACGCGACCGGAAUAUUGGGUAACCUGCAGGGUGGCAACGAGCUAGAACAUGUCCAGUCCGGCUUGCUUGCUGGGCUUUAUGCUGGCCAGCUUGCGCAUCCUUUCCAGAGUCACAGUUGGAUUUCUCAGGCCUCAAGGGCUUGUCAGGUGCUUGUGAGGAAUAAGCGAUAUGAGCGACUCGAGGAGGGGCCUUUACAGGACUUGUACAACUUUGCGUACUGGACUUGUCUGCAAUUGGAGAGCGAUCUUCUCGCAGAGCUGGAUAUUCCGGCGAGUGGCAUCUCCCGCUCCGAGGGCCGCAUGGCUAUUCCAAAAGGGAAAUGGACACUCGUUCUACCAAACGACCUCAACGCACCCCAAACGAUGAUGAUGUUGUUCUAUUCUGCGCAAAUCCAUCUGCGCAAAGUCCUGAAUCGAGUUCAUACAGACUUGUACAAAGUCGAAAAGCAAGGCCAGACACGAUGGUCAUCCACCGUUCAAGAGGCACUAAGCCUGAAUCUUGACCUCUGGCGUAAAAGCCUACCACAAAGCAUGCAGUGGGAGGAAAACGACCCGCCGGCAAACGAAAUCAACGCCGCUCGCAUGCGUGCCAAAUAUUACGGUGCUCGGUAUAUUAUUCACCGACCUCUUCUCUACCACGCACUGCAUUACGGCCACACAGGUGCGCGCGUUGGUCCAGUCGGCCAAUCUUUAGUCGACUCGCCGACCUCGCAACAAUUAUCCCCUUCGAUGCUACAUAGCGCUGUUCGAGCUCCGAACAUGGCGCGUAUGUCUAGUGACAUGGGCUCUAUGCCGGCUGCAGUCUCCACGGACUGGCAGCCCCCUAAAGUCCGUUUACAAGAUCUGCCAAAGAAGCUGAAAUCUGCCUGCGAUAUCUGCGUUAAAUCAGCUAUCAAGAGCACAGAGGCCUUUGACGGUGUAGGCGGACAUCGAUUGGUUGUCACGAACAUUUUCGGCACUGCCCAUGCGCAAUUUGGCAAUAUGCUCGUCCUCUCUGCAACUUACAUGUCAAGUCUCAAGGAGCUCGUCGAUGCAGAACUACUCGAGCGCCUCCUCACACGCACAAUAGGCUUCCUCAUCCAAAGCGAAAAUAUAUCCCCCACCCUCCGUGCCGAUGCUCGCAUUCUCACUGAGAUCCACCGGAAGAUCUUCGGUCGUGCUCCUGAUAUGGGGCAUGCCACCAGCAUGAGCAACCAUACCACCAGCAUGAGCUUCCCUUAA
Molecule: messenger RNA, 3246 nt
Organism: Penicillium coprophilum
Lineage: Eukaryota; Fungi; Ascomycota; Eurotiomycetes; Eurotiales; Aspergillaceae
Gene: clcA
Product: putative C6 finger domain protein
Exons: 3
Coding region: 1-3246 (1081 amino acids)
Biological process (GO): regulation of DNA-templated transcription
Molecular function (GO): zinc ion binding; DNA-binding transcription factor activity, RNA polymerase II-specific
Source: RefSeq, a predicted model, not a curated record